Lobosporangium transversale is the source of this 1429-nucleotide messenger RNA. RefSeq names its product domain of Kin17 curved DNA-binding protein-domain-containing protein. The transcript is spliced from 4 exons. Gene Ontology annotation, cellular component: nucleus. Gene Ontology annotation, molecular function: double-stranded DNA binding. The record is from RefSeq and is a predicted model, not a curated record. Gene Ontology annotation, biological process: DNA damage response; DNA replication. NCBI's taxonomy places the organism in Eukaryota, Fungi, Mortierellomycota, Mortierellomycetes, Mortierellales, Mortierellaceae. The coding region runs from base 20 to 1396 and encodes 458 amino acids.
CAUCAACCAUUCAACAUCAAUGGGCAAGGACGGAUUUCUUACUCCUAAAGCUAUUGCAAAUCGCAUCAAAGCCAAGGGUCUCCAGAAACUUCGAUGGUACUGUCAGAUUUGCGAGAAGCAAUGUCGAGAUGAGAACGGGUUCAAGUGCCAUUGUGCUUCCGAGUCUCAUCAGCGUAAGAUCUUGCUUGUGGCAGAAUCACCUGAUAAAUAUAUUAAUGACUAUUCCGCAGAGUUUCAGCGCGAUUUUUUGAAGUUGCUCUCUACAAGAUAUGGAACUCGUCGUGUCCAUGCCAAUUUAGUCUAUCAAGAAUUCAUUUCAGAUCGACAACAUCUUCACAUGAAUGCCACUAAAUGGGCAACCUUAUCAGAAUUCACAAUGCAUCUUGGAAAGGAAGGCUUAGCCAUUGUGGAUGAGACCCCCAAGGGCUGGUUCAUGCAGUGGAUUGAUAAUUCACCCAAGACUUUGGCUCGACAGGAAGCCAUCGCUCGAAAGGAAAGAAUGGAAAUGGAUGAUGAACAGCGGGAGCAGAGAUUGAUCCAGCAGCAGAUUGAAAGGGCCGCAGCCCUUAAAAAGCAGCAACAACAGCAACAAGGAGAUGGCAAUGGUUCUUCAGGUGAAACAGCAGAAGAAGAAAAUAAUACAGCAGCAACGGAACUCAAACGAAAAAAUGAAGAAGAAAAAAUCAAGUUGGAUAUUUCAAUCAAACCUAUAGGACUUGGCGGAGCAGCGGCAGGGGGCGGAUUAAAAUUGGGCGGUGGUGGAACUGGAUUGCUGAAACCAAAGAGUUUGAGCGCUCUAGCAAAGAAGCCAAGUGUGUUUUCUUCAAAGAGUUCUACUGCUUCCACUGCUUCCACACCACCAUCAUCAUCGGCAACUUCAAUAGGACCAGCAGCACCAGUAGCAGCAUCCAUAUCCACAACCACAACAACAACGAUGGCGACAGAGCCACUUAAGAAGCGAUCUGCGAUGGAAGAGAUGAUGGAUCGUGAUUUGGUCAAGAAAAAUAGGUUGGAGGAAGAAACGAAUAGUAAAGAUGUAAAGUCCAAGGAUGAGGAGGGAAGGCGGGAAUACUCUGAUCGUAGUAGCAGAGACGACAGGAGCCAUAGAGACAAAGAUAAGGACUAUAGGUCUAACCACGACAGUCGAAGUGGUCGCGAUCGGGUCCGAGACUAUAGAUCGAUUAGAGAUAGUCGAGACGGCCGUGAUCGUAGUCGUGAUCGUAGUCGUGAUCGCGACUACAGGUCUAGUCGAGAUAAUCGGGAUGAUAAGGACCGUGAUUACAAAUCAGGCAGAGAAGAUCGGGAAGAAAGAAACAAGGAUAGAUAUAGGGAUUCGAGGAGUCGUGACAACAACCGGGAUCGGGAUGGCUAUCGGGAAAGGUCCAGGUCGCGAUAGGAGGUAGAAUGGUGAUAAAUCUUGAUGUGCAAG